CCCACAACCUGCCCUGAGCCAAGAUAUCAAGCCCCUACAAAAACCCCUACAGCAAGCUCUACAGGUGGAACCAUCACUAACUCUCCACUAUACCUAGUUGCUUAUCAUUGGCGAAAUGAAAAGUCCCUUCCUGAGGAUGCAUUUUAGCUAGACGGAGCUAUACGAAUACGGUCGCGAGCAAGCUUACACAUACCUAGGUAUGUUACAAUGGACUGAACUCACCGUCUUUACCAGUCAGUCAAGCCAUCCGUUUGCAUUUAAUGCGCCCAAUCGCCUCUUCCUUGAUCUUACAUGUUUUAAUUACCAAGUCGCUCCUUAGUCCCUGAUUUCUUCGCACUCGCAAGUAGCAAUGGCUCCGAAGACCUCGGAGACGAGCGCGAUGACGCGCCUUCUGACCAUCGUCGCCGUCCUCGUCGGCUUGUUCACGCCCAUCGUCUACCUUCUGGAGCAACGCCUCGAGAGCUUCUACAUCUUCAAGACGGAUGAGUUGCACGAUCUCGCGCAGCGCGCCAUCAAAGCUCACGGCAAUGACACGGGCGCCAUUGUCAACUACAUCGUAGGGGAGAUCGGGGAGCGACACCCUUAUCACGCCAACUCCCACCGACACGAUGACCCUGACGAGUGGAUGUUCAACAAUGCUGGCGGCGCAAUGGGCGGCAUGUAUCUUAUUCAUGCUAGUUUCACCGAAUACUUGAUUAUCUUUGGUACAGCAGUGGGAACGGAAGGCCACACCGGCCGCCACACCGCAGACGACUACUUCCACAUCCUGACAGGCGAGCAAUGGGCGUACACGCCUGGUGACUACAAGCCCGAGGUCUUCCCCGCCGGUUCCGUGCACCACCUGCACCGCGGUACCGUCAAGCAGUACAAGAUGCCCGAGGGCUGCUUCGCGCUCGAGUACGCUCGCGGCUGGAUCCCGCCUAUGCUUUUCUUCGGCUACGCCGACGGCUUGUCCUCCACCCUCGACCUGCCUACCCUCUGGCGCACCACCUACAUCACCGGCCGCGAGAUGUUAGGCAACCUGGCGCUGGGCAAGUUCUAAAUCAAGACCCUUGAUUAUUAGACUAGAGAUUAUUGCUAUGAUGCUUCGCUAGACGAUUAGUUAGGCCAGCCAAAAUGGCUGGACACAUAGUACAGCUUUUGGGCAUAGCGUUGGGGCGUCUUAGACCUCGUCUAUUCAUCAAUCAUAAAACUAGAUCUAGACUAAUAAUUGAAUAAUUUCACAAGGACCAAGAUAUUGAGAAUAGGGCCAA
Messenger RNA from Xylaria bambusicola, 1253 nucleotides. RefSeq names its product ERG2/sigma1 receptor-like protein. Bases 350 to 1042 code for a protein of 230 amino acids. The record is from RefSeq and is a predicted model, not a curated record. Gene Ontology annotation, biological process: ergosterol biosynthetic process. Lineage: Eukaryota; Fungi; Ascomycota; Sordariomycetes; Xylariales; Xylariaceae. Gene Ontology annotation, cellular component: endoplasmic reticulum. The transcript has 2 exons.